This is a messenger RNA of Dothidotthia symphoricarpi CBS 119687, 2403 nucleotides long. Its product is annotated as DEAD-domain-containing protein. The record is from RefSeq and is a predicted model, not a curated record. Gene Ontology annotation, cellular component: nucleolus. The coding region runs from base 1 to 2403 and encodes 800 amino acids. The transcript has 2 exons. Lineage: Eukaryota; Fungi; Ascomycota; Dothideomycetes; Pleosporales; Dothidotthiaceae. Gene Ontology annotation, molecular function: ATP binding; RNA helicase activity; nucleic acid binding.
AUGAAGCGCCCUCACAACGCUCCCAAAGCGGCGCAUAAGACGCACAAGCGGCAGAAACUCGAAAAAGCGCCCCAACCACCCUCGAACAAACCCAAGCGCAAAGUUCAGCUCCACGAGCUAGGAUGGAAGAACGUGUCAAUGCCUGAUCGCCUGGAAGACUUUGAAGGUUUCUAUGGCCUUGAAGAGAUUGACGAUGUUGCUCUGGUCAAGGACGCGGCGACGGGACGUAUCACGUUCGAGACUACGAAGACGGAGGAGGAAGUAGAGCAGGCGAUUGAAGAGACAAGGCAAUACUAUGAGGACGAGGCUCAGCGGUUGGAGGACGUCACCUUCGGGGCAGAGCCUGCGGACGUAAGUGAUGAAGAAGGAAAAGGAAAGGUUGAUGACGAUGAGUGGGAAGGGUUCAGCGACAAGGAAGUGCAGCUAGAAGCUAGAUUGAAGAAGCAGGAAGCCAAAGAAGCCGCAGAAAUACUAGCAGCGAAAGAGAAGGACGAAGAGGUGGACGAAGAAGAUAAGCCAGAGGUAGAGGAGGAAGAAGAAGAAGAAGGAGAAGAAGAAGUGGCAGAGGAUGAGGAUGAGGAUGAGGCAGAGGAUGCCGAGCAGCUCGACGAAACCGAGACACUCGGACAAGGCGCAUUCGAUAUACUGGCCAACCAGCCCGACGAUGACGACGAGGAGGUAGACGUUUCCGCUUGGAACGAAUUGGACUUGUCUACUGCGAUGUUGGACGCGUUGGCAAAGUUGAAGUUCGCCAACCCCACUGCCAUCCAGGCGGCCACGAUUCCUGAGAUCAUGGCGGGACGAGAUGUAAUCGGCAAAGCGUCAACAGGUUCAGGAAAGACUCUUGCGUUUGGUAUACCAAUAGUAGAGACGAUUCUUGCUGCUCGAUCAGCUUCGAAAGACUCGAAAGAAAGGGCUCCCACCGCCUUGAUCAUUGCGCCCACUCGUGAACUGGCGCAUCAGAUCACGGCGCAUUUGACUGCGCUAUGUGCUCAAGGAGACUUUGAUUCCCCGCUCAUUGCAUCGAUAACUGGUGGUCUUUCAGUGCAGAAGCAGCGCCGUCAGCUUGAAAAAGCAGACAUCGUUGUGGGUACACCAGGACGAUUGUGGGAGGUUAUCAGCAGCGGUCAAGGACUUUUGGCAGCAUUCAAAAAGAUUCGUUUCCUGGUUGUGGACGAAGCAGAUCGUCUGUUGAGCGAAGGACAUUACAAAGAGUUGGGCGAGAUCCUCAAGAUCCUUGAGCAAGACGACAACAUCCAAGGCGGCGCAACAGAAGCAAAUGACGACGCAGAAAUCGAACGCCAGACUCUCGUCUUCUCCGCAACUUUCCAGAAGAACCUCCAACAAAAGCUCGCUGGCAAGGCGACCAAAGGCGGUGGUGAUCUGCUAAACAAGCAACAAUCCAUGGAAUAUCUCCUCAAGAAACUCAACUUCCGCGAAGAAAAGCCAAAGUUCAUCGACGCCAACCCCGCCUCCCAAAUGGCAAGUGGCCUCCGCGAAGGCCUCAUCGAAUGUGCCGGCACAGAGAAAGAUCUCUACCUCUACUCCCUCCUGCUCUUCCACCCCAACAAGCGCGCCCUCAUCUUCACAAACUCCAUCUCCGCCGUCCGCCGCCUAACCCCCUACCUCGUAAACCUCAACCUCCCCGCCCUCCCCCUGCACUCCAACAUGCCGCAAAAAGCGCGCCUCCGCUCCAUCGAGCGCUUCAAAGAGCGCCCAGGCUCCAUCCUCGUCGCCACCGACGUCGCCGCCCGCGGCCUCGACAUCCCCGCCGUAGAACUAGUCGUCCACUACCACCUCCCGCGCGCCGCAGACACAUACGUGCACCGCUCCGGCCGCACCGCGCGCGCCGACGCCUCCGGGUCCAGCAUCCUGAUCUGCGCGCCCGAAGAAGUCGCCGGCGUGCGCCGCCUCGUCGCAAAAGUCCACGCCCGCGCCGACGACGCGCCCAAGAACAAGAAAACUGCCUUCUACAUACGUACCCUCGACAUCGACCGCCGCAUCGUCGCGCGCCUUAAGCCCCGCGCUACACUGUCUAAAACCCUCGCUGACGCUGUUAUUGCAAAGGAGAAGGAGAACUCCAAAGAUGAUGUGCUGCGCCAGGGCGCGGAGGAUCUGGGCAUCGACUUCGACGACGAGGAGUUCCAGGAGGAAGCUAAGGGGAAGCGGGGCCGGGGUGCGGGGCGCAAGAAGAAGGAGCGCGAGGCGAGGGAUAUGUCGAAGGGUGAACUGGGCGUUCUGCGCGCGGAACUCAAGGGUUUGCUUACGGAGCGGAUUAAUACGGGGGUUAGUGCGAGGUAUUUGACUAGUGGGGGUAUUGAUAUUAAUGCGCUGAUGGCUGGAGAGGGUAAUUUGGGGUUUUUGGGUACGGUGGAUGGGCUGGGGUUCGAUGAUGGGACGUAG